GUCAUGGUUCGACUGGAUGGAACCAUUCACUCAACUUUGUCAUUGGACAGACACAUUCUAUUGCAAGACGAUAAUAUAUCAUAUGUACUGAGUAUCUUCAUUGUUUUACAUGCUGUUUUUUUAACAUUAUCGUUUGAUACGCAGAAGAUUGGAAAAUGCAAUCCGCCAUUAAUGCCAUUUGAAAGCCACAUUUUAAGUAACAUUAGCCUUCUUUGCCGGGUGCAUCACUUCACGUUGCUAGCUACAGUGACCCGAUCGGUUCAGGUAACUCACUUGACAGGAGCAGCAGAAGAGAUGAGUCGCUUCCUAAACGUCCUGCGGAGCUGGCUGGUGAUGGUGUCUGUCAUCGCCAUGGGAAACACUGUGCAGAGCUUCAGAGAUCACAGCUUCCUGUCAGAGAAGCUCUACACUGGCGCGCCCGAAUUUGUCAAUGGUCUUCAGGCCCGGACGUUUGGCAUUUGGACAUUGCUGUCAUCUAUCAUUCGCUGUGCCUGUGCCAUUGAUAUCCAGAACGGAACGCUGUAUCACGUCACCUUGUGGACAUUUGUAUUGGCCUUGGGUCAUUUUCUGUCCGAGACGUUUAUCUACAAAACUGCACCUCUCACUAUCGGGGUUAUGGCACCUCUUAUUGUGGCUAGUUUCUCAGUCAUAGCCAUGCUGAUUGGAUUCCAGUGUUUUUCAGAAAAUCCAGAGGAACUUGUAGCACGACAGAAGAAACGUCCUGAAGAGGUCACUUCUAGAAAAGCAAGGACAAAACUACUACUAAGUGUACACAAGAUGCACAGCAUCAGAUAUUGCAAUCAGUAGAAUUCAGAGGGUCACGAGUGCGCUGGAGCCUAUCCCAGCUGACUUUGGGUGAGAGGCUUGCUACACCCUGAACUGGUUCCCCGUCAAUCACAGAAAACAUAUAGACACCUAUGGACAAUUUAGAGACUUAACCUCACAUGGGAUGUGGGAGGAAACAUUCCAUUGAACCUGCAAACUCCACACAAAGAUGCCCCUCAAUGUCCUGACAGUGCGGCCGAAAUGCUAGCCACUAGUGCAACAUGCAGCAAACGAGUUUGCCUAUUAGGGGGGAACUUUACAAUAUUGCUCAUUAGUAGUGACAUAACACAACAUUUGACACUAAUUCAAAAGGUUUAAAAAAUAAAAAUAAAAAAGGAAUGUGAAGAUAUUUGAGGUUGAAGUGCAUUGUAAGUGUAUGAAAGAGUGUUACGUUCAUGUCCUCAUGGCAUAUGGUGUUGCACAGUACAACAAAUAUCCAACAGGUUUGUCGGUUGGUACAGCGACCAAUCAGCCUCAUCAAGGCAUGGCGACUACUUCUUGUAUUCCCCAUUUAAAGCUUUUCUUAUUUCAAGAUUACAGGGGGAGCGAUGCUUUCAUCUAGAACAGCAGCCAUUUUCUAGAAAGAACAGAAAGGAAUUAGGAUCCGGUUCAUUGUAUUUCAAUGGUGUGAUCUAUGCUAGCGUAACGAUUGUAUGUAAUUACUGUGUAGCUGUUUUAUUUUGAAUGUUGUGUUAUUUCUUGAGUGUAUUCC
Entelurus aequoreus (snake pipefish) is the source of this 1537-nucleotide messenger RNA. RefSeq names its product ergosterol biosynthesis 28 homolog (gene erg28). The transcript is spliced from 7 exons. Gene Ontology annotation, cellular component: endoplasmic reticulum; membrane. NCBI's taxonomy places the organism in Eukaryota, Metazoa, Chordata, Actinopteri, Syngnathiformes, Syngnathidae. Gene Ontology annotation, molecular function: protein-macromolecule adaptor activity. Bases 4 to 807 code for a protein of 267 amino acids. The record is from RefSeq and is a predicted model, not a curated record.